AUGAGUCCAAGCAAAUCUCGUUUUUUCAAGCAAAAUAGGAUUCUUGAACCACAUGUGCAAAGGAGACUUGAAUUAAAUGACAGUGCAGGAAUUAGGAUGAACAAAAAUUUUACUUCACUUGUGCUUGAAGCUGGAGGGCAUGAGAAGUUGUCAUAUUUAGAGAAAGAUUGUAGGAAUCAUAUGGACAAAGUUCGUCGUUUGAAACUCGAGAAAGGAGAUGCCACUGCAAUGUAUGAUUAUUUUGUGAAAAUGCAAGCUGAUAAUUCAGAAUUUUUUUAUGUCCUGGAUUUGGAUGAAGAGGGCAGAUUACUAAAUGUAUUUUGGGCUGAUGCAAGGAGUAGGGCUGCAUUUAAAGAGUUUGGCGAUGUGGUUACAUUUGACACGACAUACUUGGUAAAUAAGUAUGAUAUGCCCUUUGCCCCAUUUAUUGGGGUCAACCAUCAUGGACAGUCGACAUUGUUAGGUUGUGGACUCAUUUCACAUGAAAAUACAGAAACAUUUACAUGGUUGUUUAAGUCUUGGCUUGCAUGCAUGUCUGGAUGUCCUCCAAAUGCUAUUAUUACAGAUUAA
Messenger RNA from Camellia sinensis, 570 nucleotides. The record is from RefSeq and is a predicted model, not a curated record. Lineage: Eukaryota; Viridiplantae; Streptophyta; Magnoliopsida; Ericales; Theaceae.